CAAGUUCAAGGCAAUGAGUCUUUUAGACGGGCGGUGAAGUUCGUACAGAAAAGAGCUCAGUGGUGCAUAGCAGUGAGUUGUAUUGUGGUGUUAAGAAACAUUGUUGUACCUUUCGAAUUUUCAAUAAACUUAAGAAAGAUGAAUCAUAAAGUUGGAGCCAACAUGCUUCUUUUGGGGCUAAUAUUGAGUAAUCUAGUGAUAUAUACCUGGGCAUAUCCGCAACAGUAUCAACAUCACCAGUUACACACAGUAGAGCAGAGAAAGUUUGCGGAAAAACCGAACGCCAUUAAGAAAGUGGCACUCGACGACCUCGAUGAGAUACAGACUAACCAGAUACAGGAAGGCGGUUUUUCGUGGUCCAACAUGCUUGGACUAUUGAUGCAAAUGAUUUUCAACGGCGGCGGAGGAGGUGGCGGAAACGUGCCAACAAAAUCUGAUGAUAUUGAUAAUGGUGUGUCAUCCUUUGGUCAGUCACCAUGGGCAAACGUGAUUUCGGUUGGGUUGAAGAUCAUCACUACCCUGCUAGGAGGAGGAGGUGCAGGGGAUGGUAUUGAUAAGGUUGAUAAUGGAGGAUCACCGAUGCAGAACGUUUUAGCUGCCGUAUUCACAGCCAUGUUUGGCGCCAAAGAUCCGGACCAAGUAAAUACGAUGGCAAAACAGGCUGGAGAGGUAUGUAUUAUUGUAAAUUAUGUGGUUUUUAUUUCCAUCCUUUAUGAUAAUAAGAUUUUCUGUAAAAAAUAUCCCAUUUUGGUGUAUUAUAUAAAUGCAUUAUCUUACGUGAAUUGGUUAUCUUGUUGAUAUUAGAGCUUUAAACAUUGUAAAUCAAUCGUAAUGUCGCUCACUAAUACUAAUGAAAGCGUUGUAUUUAAAAGGUGGGAUUUGUUUAUUAUAUCAAUAAUUCAUUCAAACAAUGAUUAAGAUGACGUGGCGUUUUUGAGUAAGUGAGAUUAUUUGAUAUUGAAAUA
Molecule: messenger RNA, 965 nt
Organism: Anopheles merus
Lineage: Eukaryota; Metazoa; Arthropoda; Insecta; Diptera; Culicidae
Exons: 3
Coding region: 139-798 (219 amino acids)
Source: RefSeq, a predicted model, not a curated record